Molecule: messenger RNA, 1957 nt
Organism: Hibiscus syriacus
Lineage: Eukaryota; Viridiplantae; Streptophyta; Magnoliopsida; Malvales; Malvaceae
Product: cytochrome P450 86B1-like
Exons: 2
Coding region: 170-1828 (552 amino acids)
Molecular function (GO): monooxygenase activity; heme binding; oxidoreductase activity, acting on paired donors, with incorporation or reduction of molecular oxygen
Source: RefSeq, a predicted model, not a curated record
UCUGAAUUCAGCUCACCAAAUCGAACCAAUUCGAGCCAAAACAUGCACGCCAAGAAACGCCUUGCUAUCUGCCUAUCUGUCUAUCAAAUCCGCUUAUUAUAAUUAACGCAUUUCCCACUGAUCAAAUUCCCCAUGCAAAUUUUCCUUUUCCUUUUGUCAUACUAAAACCAUGAUCAACCCUGUUGUGAGUUUAACUUCAUCUUCCUCGUUUUCCGACGAUGGUUUCGUCGGGAACUUUGUUUCUAGGCGGUUGUUUUUCUUGCAAUAUCUCCAGGUUGUGGAGCUGAUUCUUGCUGUUUUGGUCUUUGUUGUCAUACAUUCGUUGGGGCAAAAACGACGUCAUGGUCUCCCUGUUUGGCCAUUGCUCGGAAUGUUACCGUCGUUGGUGACUGGUCUCCGGUCCGACAUGUACGAGUGGAUUUCGGACAUACUUUGCCAGCAAAAUGGGACUUUCAAGUUCAAAGGUCCGUGGUUUAGUAGUCUCAAUUGCGUGAUUACCUCCGAUCCGAGGAACUUGGAGCAUCUUCUCAAGACCAAAUUCUCUGUCUUCCCCAAAGGGCCUUACUUUCGUGACACCGUUCGUGAUCUUCUCGGAGACGGUAUAUUCAACGCCGACGACGAGACGUGGCAACGGCAGAGGAAAACGGCGAGCAUCGAGUUCCACUCAGCGAAGUUCCGGCAAUUGACGACCGAGUCGUUGCUGGAACUCGUCCACGCCAGGCUCUUACCCGUGCUGGAAAAUGCAGUUAACAAAUCGACCUCCAUUGACCUCCAAGAAGUUCUUUUGAGAUUGACGUUCGAUAACGUUUGCAUGAUAGCCUUUGGUGUCGACCCUGGGUGUCUGCGUCCCGGAUUGCCCGAAAUACCGUUCGCCAAAGCGUUCGAAGACGCCACCGAGGCGACGUUGCUACGUUUCGUCACCCCAACAUGCGUAUGGAAAGCCAUGAGAUGCCUUGAUUUAGGGACUGAAAAGAAGCUGAAAAGAUCGAUAAAGGGUGUCAACGAAUUCGCAGAACAAGUUAUUCGGACAAGGAAAAAGGAACUGUCGUUACAAAAGGAAGACGAGAAGCGGAGAUUGGAUUUGUUGACGGUGUUCAUGAGAUUGAAAGAUGAACAAGGCAAGCCGUUUUCAGAAGAGUUCUUGCGUGAUAUUUGUGUCAACUUUAUACUUGCCGGAAGGGACACUUCUUCGGUGGCGUUGAGCUGGUUUUUCUGGUUGCUGGAAAAGAAUCCCAUGGUCGAGGAAAAAAUUCUUGCAGAGAUAUGCAGAAUUGUUAAUGAAAGAGAAGACUUGAAAAACGGUGAAGAGUUAAAGAGUCCAUUGAUAUUUAAACCAGAGGAGAUAAAGAAGAUGGAUUAUCUGCAGGCUUCAUUAUCCGAGGCUCUAAGAUUGUACCCUUCGGUUCCUGUUGAUCACAAGGAGGUUGUUGAUGACAAUGUAUUUCCGGAUGGAACAGUGCUAAAGAAAGGAACAAAAGUCAUCUAUGCAAUCUAUGCGAUGGGUAGAAUGGAAGCCAUAUGGGGAAAGGACUGCCGAGAAUAUAAACCGGAGAGAUGGUUAAGAGAUGGCCGGUAUACGAGUGAGUCGGCCUACAAAUUCACCGCCUUCAAUGGUGGUCCUCGGCUUUGUUUAGGGAAAGAUUUUGCUUAUUAUCAGAUGAAAUUUGUGGCCGCCUCGAUCUUGUAUAGAUACCGUGUGAAGGUGGUGAAUGGUCAUGUCGUUGCACCGAAACUUGCCUUGACUAUGUACAUGAAGCAUGGCCUAAAGGUCAACUUAAUCGAGCGACAUGAAUCGGAGCUUCAAGUUUACCUCAAGAACAAUAAUUGAGUGUAUUGUUUCUAAAGAGAUUGUGUUAAAUCAUAUUGAUGUAAGGGGAAGAUGUGAUAGUAUUAUUUAGUGGUAUUUGGUAAUAUGCUUAGGAUGACAGAAUAAUGGGAUUUGGUUUAUCGUUUCCAA